GUGAGCGGUCAGUGAUUAUUGGUCCUUACUGUUAGAUCUCUAACUUUAGACCAAUUAUAUUGACGAAUUGCUCAACUGUUGUGCAACUGUUGAGUUCGCUGAACGCACCUAUUGCUAGGUUCGUGAUGGCUGAGAGGUAGUGACGCGCUUGUUGUGUAGCCUCAGUGUAAUCUUGUUUUUCAUAUCAUAUUUUAAGUGCCACACAUUAAAUAACGCGGCGAGUACGGUAAGCGAGAUUUCCACACAGUGACGAAGAUCGUUCGUUAGCUAUCAGCUGCCGUUGUUGCCAACCGUAAUCAUUGUCGUCGGUUUUUGCUGUGCUUGGCCGUUGACUGUCGCCAAUCGCACUUUUAUUGUGUUUUACUAUGAAUAAAGCGACUCGCGCAGCGUCCCGUCGUAUCGGGAGUAACUUAGGGAAUACAACUAAAGUAAACCAGACAUGUGGUGCGAGCAAAGAUAUAGCUUUACAAAGUAAUCUCGCAGCGGUAAAGAAUCAGAAGAAAUUCGACUCUACUAAGAAAUUAACCAACAUAUAUUUUUCCAAAACACAAUCUACAUCAGAAACAUGCAAAUCUCUUACAGACAAAGCAUAUUCUUGUGGACAAGAUUCAAAUGGGGACAUUAUGAAAGAGGAGAGUCCUUCACUUGUGCGUUACUUCUUUGAAAAUGCAAUAGUUCCAAAAUAUGUUUCGACAAUCAAUGAAAUCAUCUCUGAUGUAGAACAAUUCAAAACUGAUGAGACACCAGUGGCUGUUCCAGUCCAUGGGCCAUCUACGCCACAUAGAAUCAAUAUGCCAUCAUUAGAAGAUGAAGCUACCAUGACUAAGGAGAAACAACCGGUGAUGGUAACGUUACGUAGCCCAUUACAAAUUAUAAAAAAGCCUGCUUCACGUGGCCGUAAGAAGGGAGUCUCAAAUCGGUUACUAAAUCAUUUAUCGAAACCGGUAAACGCUACUAGUACAAAUCGUUCGAUUACUGAGUAUUUUCCGGUACGUCGUAGUGUGAGAAAGUGCAAAAAGACUGUAUUAGAAGAAAAACAGCGCGAUAUAGAAAAUAAAGUGGUUUGCCAAGUGGAAGAGGGCUUGGAGGUCAGACACUUCCCAGGCAAAGGCCGCGGUGUUAUAACUACGCGUGAAUUUGCUAAAGGUGAAUAUGUAGUGGAAUAUAUCGGCGAGCUGAUUAGUCAAGCAGAGGCAAAAAUACGUGAAAAUGAAUAUGCCCAAGAUCAGAACACCGGAUGUUACAUGUAUUAUUUUCAACACCGUAAUCAGCAGUAUUGCGUCGACGCGACAGCGGAGACGGACAAACUGGGCAGAUUAGUUAAUCACUCAAGAAACGGCAACUUAAUCGCACGGAUUAUCGAAGUCAAUUCUAUACCGCAUUUAGUGCUCACAGCAAAGGAGGACAUACCGAUUGGCGUCGAAGUUACGUACGAUUACGGAGAUCGAAGUCGCGAAUCCAUUCGUCAUUAUCCAUGGCUGGCGUUAUAGCACACUUCCAAUUCACUAUUUAUAUGGCAUUGCACUGUACAUAAAAAAUUCACUUCCGUUUCUCCUAUGAAGGAACGUAGCAUGUUCGCUCUAUUAUAUAGAAAUUUAUCUUCUAAAUGAAGUUGCGGACAAGCGAUUGCUCAAGCUUUUACACUAAUGAAUUCUAAAUAAUUUUUUAUAUUUCCGUAACAGAAGUAAUCCUAACCACUUUGUUGAGAACUAAUGGAAUAAUUAAGGUUAGUUCUGAUGGAGUGAUUGAAAACUAAUUUAUUUGAUUAAUUACAAAUUUGUGUAUAUUGAAUCAUUUGCGCUUGUAUUGUAAGCAUAAUUUUUCUAUUAGAAUCAAAUUUUUUCGGUGUAGCAUGAUGUCACAUUUUGAGUCAUCUAGCGGAAUUUAAUGUAUUUUUCUUGGCAAUGGUUUUUAUAUUGUGCUCUUGUCGCGCUCUUAAUGUAAUACAGUAUUACCGCUUGGUUUAGAACUCUUGUAACCGACAUUUGGAUUAUAUGAUCGUAAUAUUCUUAACAAAAUAACAAUGGCAUCAUAUAGUAUUGGUUUUAACCUAGCACAGCGAUCGAGCUUAAAUUUUUACAUGCUGAAUCAAGAGUUCUUCAUCAAAGCGUUUGUGAUGCGCACGUAGCUACGAAUAUGAUGUAUAUCCUUAAAAAUGAGAUAAAUGUGUACGUAUAUACAUAUAACUAUCGGAUAAAGCGAAUAUUUUCCAUGCAAGUAUUUGCACGAUGUACGUUAGCUUUGAAUUUUCUGAUUUCUCCACUGCCACGCGAAUAUCAAUUGGAUGCGAGAACGUAUCUCGAGGAACAAUUGUAUAGUAUAUAUAUGUAUAUGUGUGAAUGACAUGUGCGAACGGUAUUUCUCGAUCGUUUAUAUUUAUCUUCAUAAAAUGACUCCGCUAAGUUGCAAUUAAAUAUCGUAUCGUCUAUAUUCAUAUUCAUAUCAUUUUUCUCAUUGACUAUUUAUAGCAUUAAUACACAUUAAUUUUAUUCAAUAUUAAUCGAUCCUUUUUUCUACACAUUGCCAUUAACUAACCUGCCACUCGUUAUACCUACUUCUAAGAGUGUGUGAUGAACUAAAUAUAACCGCGUUCUUCUCUAUACCUUUUUUUAAAUCUUUAAAUCUUUAAUUUAAAUCUUUAAUAUGAAAAGAUUUAAUAUACUGAUAAAGAGAGAAAGUGAGAGUGUGCAGUAAUAUUUAUGCUGUAGAUAUAUAAUUUGUUGAUCAUGUUUAUUUUUACUGCACUUGAGAAUUUUUGUCGUUCUACACGUUUAUACGAAAUAUAUAUAUUUAGUACUCUA
Odontomachus brunneus is the source of this 2801-nucleotide messenger RNA. It is a transcript of the gene Set8, whose product is annotated as histone-lysine N-methyltransferase PR-Set7. The coding region runs from base 366 to 1490 and encodes 374 amino acids. The transcript is spliced from 6 exons. Lineage: Eukaryota; Metazoa; Arthropoda; Insecta; Hymenoptera; Formicidae. Gene Ontology annotation, molecular function: histone H4K20 methyltransferase activity; protein binding. The record is from RefSeq and is a predicted model, not a curated record.